AUGUUUGGCAUCGCCCAAGCUUAUGCGCCUGUAGAUCAAAGUUCUGAUUCCCAGCCUAACUCAAGCUCAUACGACAUUAUUCAGGGAGCUUCAUCCACGCCUUCGAUAUCUCCUAUUCUAAGCUAUAGUCACAGCCGCAGCCCGCAUGUCAUCGACAACCAAUCGUUCUUUCCCCCGGUUGCCGCUCCAUCAGAGCCACAUGUUCCUACCUUUCCGCACUUCAUCAAACCACUCUCACAACUGAUAGGAUUAGACGAGAUCUUCUACCUGAACAGAAAAAAUGCUCUCACUACACCCGAUCUACGCCUCCGCAACGAGCUCCUUCGGAGUUAUACCGAGUAUGUGCAUCCGUUUAUGCCGUUGCUCGAGAUCCAUGACAUUUUGGAGGCUAUUGAAGGUAACGGUAACCUCGUGAGCCUUCUGGUUUUCCAGCGUGUGAUGUUCGCUGGUGCUGCCUUUGUCGAUCUGCGCCGUUUGAAGAACGCGGGUUACGCGACACGAAGGGAGGCUCGUGAGCAAUUCUUCCGAAAAGCAAGGCUCCUGUAA
This is a messenger RNA of Coniosporium apollinis CBS 100218, 546 nucleotides long. RefSeq lists its product as uncharacterized. The record is from RefSeq and is a predicted model, not a curated record. Bases 1 to 546 code for a protein of 181 amino acids. NCBI's taxonomy places the organism in Eukaryota, Fungi, Ascomycota, Dothideomycetes. The transcript has 2 exons.